Colletotrichum graminicola M1.001 is the source of this 4107-nucleotide messenger RNA. RefSeq names its product xanthine dehydrogenase. The coding region runs from base 1 to 4107 and encodes 1368 amino acids. The transcript has 3 exons. The record is from RefSeq and is a predicted model, not a curated record. Gene Ontology annotation, molecular function: xanthine dehydrogenase activity; 2 iron, 2 sulfur cluster binding; iron ion binding. NCBI's taxonomy places the organism in Eukaryota, Fungi, Ascomycota, Sordariomycetes, Glomerellales, Glomerellaceae.
AUGGCGCCCAUUGCAGUCUCCCCCGAGAGGGAUGUUGGGCCCCUAAAUACGCUGACCACUGGAUUUGACGAUACCAUCCGCUUCUACCUCAACGGAACUCGCGUCGUGCUCGACGAGGUAGACCCCGAGGCCACCUUGCUCGAAUACUUGCGUGGCAUUGGCCUCACCGGCACUAAACUCGGCUGUGGCGAAGGCGGUUGCGGCGCCUGCACCGUAGUCAUCUCCCAGUUCAACCCGACGACCAAGCAAAUCUACCACGCGAGCGUCAACGCCUGCCUGGCCCCGCUGGCCAGUCUCGACGGCAAGCAUGUCAUCACCAUCGAGGGCAUCGGCAACACCAAGGCCCCGCACCCCGCCCAAGAACGAGUCGCAAAGAGCAACGGCAGCCAGUGCGGCUUCUGUACACCAGGCAUCGUCAUGAGCUUGUACGCCUUGCUGCGCAACAACCAGGAGCCUUCCCAAGAAGAUAUCGAGGAGGCCUUUGACGGCAAUCUCUGCAGAUGUACCGGGUACAAGCCCAUCCUCGAAGCGGCCCAGACCUUCAGCGUCGAGAGGGGAUGUGGCCAGGCACGGACGAACGGUGGCUCGGGCUGCUGCAUGGAAAAUGGCGACGGCGAGAAGAAGGCUGGUGGAUGCUGCAUGGACAAGGACAAACUCGAUGACCAGCCCAUCAAGAGGUUUACGCCACCCGGCUUCAUCGAGUACAACCCCGACACCGAGCUGAUCUUCCCGCCGGCCUUGAAGAAGCACGAAAUGAAGCCGCUGGCGUUUGGCAACAAGAGGAAGAAGUGGUACAGGCCAGUCACCCUCGAGCAGCUGCUCGAUAUCAAGAGCGUAUACCCCUCAGCAAAGAUCAUCGGCGGCAGCACCGAGACCCAGAUCGAAAUCAAGUUCAAGGCACAGCAGUAUCCCAUCUCCGUCUAUGUGGGGGAUAUUGCAGAGCUGCGCCAGUACGAGUUCAAGGACGACCACUUGGAAAUCGGUGGAAACGUGGUGCUCACUGAUCUGGAGCACAUCAGCAAAGAGGCCACGCGCCAUUACGGCGACGCUCGGGGCCAGGUCUUUGAGGGAAUUCACAAGCAGUUGAAGUAUUUCGCCGGAAGGCAGAUCCGUAACGUCGGCACGCCAGCGGGCAACCUCGUCACGGCGUCGCCAAUCUCAGACUUGAACCCUGUUCUCUGGGCUGCCAACGCCGUUUUGGUGGCCAAGUCCCAGAGCCAAGAGACGGAAAUCCCCAUGUCACAGUUCUUCACCGGCUACCGAAGGACGGCACUCCCGCAAGACGCCAUCAUCGCUUCCAUCAGGAUCCCCGUAACGGCCGCCAAGAACGAGUUCUUCAGAGCCUACAAGCAGGCCAAGAGAAAAGACGACGACAUUGCCAUUGUGACCGGCGCCCUCCGUAUCAAGGUCGACGACGAUGGGGUCAUUACAGAGUCCAAUCUGAUAUACGGUGGCAUGGCCGCCAUGACCGUCGCCGCAAAGAAAACCAUGGAGUACUUGGUGGGAAAGCGGAUCGCCGAGCUGGAGACGCUCGAGGGAGCGAUGAACGCCCUCGGAACUGACUUUGACUUGGAGUUCAGCGUUCCGGGAGGCAUGGCCUCGUACCGAAAGGCCCUGGCGUUCAGCUUCUUCUAUCGCUUCUACCACGACGUCAUCACUAACCUGGGCGGGCAGAGCCAGCACGUUGAUAUCGAGGCUAUCGACGAACUCGAGCGAGGCAUCUCUGGCGGAACCGAAGAUGAUGGUGCCGCCGCUGCGUACGAACAGGAAAUUGUCGGCAAGUCCAAGAACCACGUUGCCGCGCUGAAGCAGGUUACUGGUGAGGCGCAGUACGUUGACGACAUUCCCUCGUUGAAAAACGAGCUGCACGGUUGCUUCGUGCUGUCUACCAAGGCCCACGCCAAGAUCAAGUCGAUCGACUACUCGCCGGCCCUCGACAUGCCGGGUGUCGUCGACUACAUUGACAAGGACGACAUCGAUACGCCCGAGCAGAACCGCUGGGGUGCACCUCGUUUCGACGAGGUCUUCCUCGCCGAAGGUGAAGUGUUCACCGCCGGCCAGCCAAUCGCGAUGAUACUUGCAACUUCAGCGUCCAGGGCUGCCGAGGCUGCUCGAGCGGUCAAGAUUGAGUACGAGGAACUGCCGUCUAUUCUUACGAUUGAGGAAGCCAUCGAGAAAGAUAGCUUCCACGACUAUUACCGAGAGCUCAAGAACGGAGACACUGAGGAGGCGUUCAAAAACUGUGAUUACGUGUUUACUGGCACGGCGCGGAUGGGCGGCCAAGAGCACUUUUAUCUCGAAACUAACGCUUCGCUCGUUAUUCCGAAACCUGAAGACGGAGAGAUGGAGGUGUUUUCCAGCACCCAAAACGCCAAUGAGACGCAAGUAUUCGUUGCCCGCAUAACCGGUGUUCAAGCCAACAAAAUUGUCGUCCGCGUCAAGAGACUCGGCGGUGGCUUUGGCGGCAAGGAGACGAGGUCGAUUCAGCUCUGCGCUCCACUCGCACUUGCGGCUAAGAAGACGAAGCGCCCCUGCCGCUACAUGUUGACUAGAGAAGAGGAUAUGGUCACCUCGGGCCAGCGUCAUCCGUUCUUGGGCCGAUGGAAGGUUGGCGUGAACAAGGACGGCAAGAUCCAAGCGCUGGACCUUGACGUGUUCAACAACGCCGGCUGGACAUUCGACCUGAGCGCUGCAGUCUGCGAGCGAGCGAUGUCGCACUCGGACGGCUGCUACAAGAUCCCAAACGUUUUCAUCCGCGGACGCCUGUGCAAGACCAACACCAUGUCCAACACGGCGUUCCGAGGCUUCGGAGGCCCCCAAGGCAUGUUUAUUGCCGAGACGUACAUGGAGGAGGUCGCAGACCGGUUGGGCAUGCCGGUCGAGAAGCUCCGCGAGAUCAACUUCUAUAAGCCGCUGGAGCCGACGCACUUCAACCAGCCCCUGACGGACUGGCACGUGCCGUUGAUGUAUGAGCAGGUUCAGAAGGAGGCCAAGUACGAGCUGCGAAGGGAACUCGUCAAGCGAUUCAACGACGGCAACAAGUGGCGCAAGCGCGGUCUCGCCAUCAUUCCGACAAAGUUUGGCAUCUCGUACACGGCCCUCUUCCUCAACCAGGCGGGCGCCCUCGUGCACAUCUACCACGACGGAUCCGUCCUCGUGGCCCACGGCGGCACGGAGAUGGGCCAAGGGCUGCACACCAAGAUGACGCAGAUCGCCGCGCAAGCUCUGCAGGUGCCGCUGGAGAACGUCUUCAUCUCCGAGACAGCAACCAACACGGUAGCCAACGCCUCGGCGACGGCGGCGUCGGCGUCGUCCGAUCUCAACGGCUACGCCAUCUACAAUGCGUGCGCGCAGCUGAACGAGCGUCUAGCGCCGUACCGAGAGCAGCUCGGGCCGGACGCGACGAUGAAAGAGCUGGCACACGCCGCCUACUUUGACCGCGUGAACCUCUCGGCGCAGGGCUUCUACAAGACGCCGGAAAUCGGGUAUAGGUGGGACGAGAACCGGGGCAAGAUGUUCUUCUACUUCACGCAGGGCGUCACGGCGGCCGAGGUGGAGGUGGACACGCUGACGGGGACGUGGACGUGCAUCCGGGCGGACAUCAAGAUGGACGUCGGGCAGUCCAUCAACCCGGCGGUGGACUACGGGCAGAUCCAGGGCGCGUUCGUGCAGGGCCUCGGCUUGUUCACAAUGGAGGAGUCGCUCUGGCUUCGCAACGGGCCAAUGGCGGGUAACCUAUUCACGCGGGGGCCCGGGGCGUACAAGAUACCGGGGUUCCGCGACAUACCGCAGGAGUUCAACGUGUCGCUCCUCAAGGACGUGGAGUGGAAGGAUCUGCGGACGAUCCAGCGGUCGCGGGGAGUGGGGGAGCCACCGCUGUUCAUGGGCAGCGCCGUCUUCUUCGCGAUCCGCGACGCGCUUAAGGCUUCGAGGCGGCAGUACGGUGUCGAGGCGACGAUCGGGGAGGACCGUGUAGGCGACGGCCUGCUGAGACUGGAGAGCCCGGCCACACCCGAGCGGAUCCGACUCAGCUGCGAGGACCCGAUUAUGAGGAGGGCGAGGGUGCUGCCGAAGGAGGGGGAGAAGAGCUUUUUCGUAGCCAUUUAG